AUGCUCUUCAGGGCCUGGAACAGAUUUUCACCUCACGUGUUCCCGGCCUGAAGUUAGACCUAAGACUGAACUAUGUAACAUUUGACUCACCUGAUCUGACAGCCAGGCUGGUUUCAGUUCUGAAGAAUGUUCCUUGUCUGAGGGCGCUGGGUCUAACAGACACAGACCUAACACCAUCAUCACUCCAGCCACUUGUGCAGGGGUUCAGACACAUGUCUCUGUUAGAGGAGCUGGAUCUUACUGGGAACCGUGCCCUUGGUGAUGCUGGGAUGGAAGUCCUACAGGUUGGGCUGUCCAGUGUUCCACACCUGGCUGUGCUCUGUCUUCAGUAUGUCAGCACGACAGCUGUGGGCAUGUCAUCCCUGGCUCCCUACAUGCGCCACCUAGUGGGACUGAGAGAACUGGAUAUAAGUGGUAAUGAGAUUGGUGACACUGGGCUGGAAUCUCUCACCACCGUCCUCCACACCUUCACUGCCAUGCAGGUGUUGGUCCUGAGUAGCACCGGUAUCAUCCCCACACGCAUGAGCACACUGGUGCCUGCACUGUGUAAGUUAACCAGACUGAUCAAACUGGACAUUAGUUAUAAUGCCAUAGGAGACCCCGGGCUGGAAUGCCUGGCUGCUAUCCUCCACCACCUCACAGCCAUGAAAGUGUUGGUUCUCCAUCACACAGGUAUCAGUGACAGGGGAAUAUCAUCCCUGAUCAAAGCUCUGCCUCACCUGGUGCAAUUACAGGUGUUGAAUGUGAGCUUCAAUAACAUAGGAGACUCAGGGAUUGUCUCACUGGUGCAAACACUCUGCCAGCCCAGCAGUUUGGACAUGGAACAAAACCCACCUGGUGACAAGAGUCUGACCACAGCCCCUCACUAUAACACCACACUACAGGAGCUGCACAUCGGGUGGAAUAGGGGAAUAACAGGAGCCGGACUGGGGAGGGUCGCACAGCUCAUCAGCACACUGCCAGCACUGACCAGACUGGACAUGUCUGGUUACAGCUGGUUCACACCUGCACACCUGUCUGACACCGCUGCCAUGGAUCUGGCCGAGGCUCUACCCAGACUCCCUGCCCUGGAGCAGCUGGACCUGUGGCACAUCUCCAUGGAGCCUGCAGGGUUCCAGGCUGUGGUGCAGGCUGCUGAGGAACACCCAACACUGGAGAGGCUGAUGUGA
Molecule: messenger RNA, 1169 nt
Organism: Branchiostoma belcheri (Belcher's lancelet)
Lineage: Eukaryota; Metazoa; Chordata; Leptocardii; Amphioxiformes; Branchiostomatidae
Product: ribonuclease inhibitor-like
Exons: 1
Coding region: 213-1169 (318 amino acids)
Molecular function (GO): protein binding
Source: RefSeq, a predicted model, not a curated record